Messenger RNA from Lactuca virosa, 1275 nucleotides. The record is from the annotation of a GenBank genome assembly. Lineage: Eukaryota; Viridiplantae; Streptophyta; Magnoliopsida; Asterales; Asteraceae.
AUGGACACUACUACAGGUAGGUAUCAGUAUAGAAAUAGACCUGCGAGAGAGAAUCAUCCCUCUUUCUCAUCUUCCUUGCUCGAUGAGAUCUACCGUUCCAUCGAUGAGCGAGAUGACCGAGAGUUGAUGGUUUAUAGAGAAGCCACGAGGGAAAAACACAGCAGUUUCUCCAUUAAAGACUGCUUUCAUGAUAAUGGUGAAGUUCAACAACAGAGUCGGAUUCAGAAAUGGAUGGACAAAGAAGUGCGCGAAACAGUUGUCGUUAGAAGAAGAUCGGGUGCCGAUUACAGAAGAAAUUCUCAGCAAACCGAACGCGACUCCCGUUACUUCAAUUCGAGCUCCAGCUCUUCCGAUUCAAGCUGUGCCGGAGGUUUUUCUUCGUCGGAAGCUGAAUCAGUUUACGGCGUAUCAUCAAGGCCUAAACCUAUCCGUAUAACCACGAAUCGAAAUGAUGAAUACAGCACGAGAGAGAAACAGAGGAACAGCCAAAAGUACCAACUCGAAGAUUACCAAUCAAAACCAAAACACGAAGGCAAGUUCGUGAGGACAAAAUCGAGAGCAAUGAAGAUCUAUGGCGACCUAAAGAAGGUGAAGCAACCGAUUUCUCCAGGGGGUCGGUUGGCAGCUUUUCUAAACUCACUUUUCACUACAGGCAACGCGAAGAACACUAAGCUUUCAUCCUCCUCCACCGGAGGUUACGACGACGCCAUCGAUCACAUCGACAGAAAAUCAAAAUCCGCCAAUGCAUCAACAUGUUCAUCCGCAUCGUCAUUUUCUCGAUCGUGUUUGAGCAAAACUCCAUCAUCCAGAGGAAAAUUGAGCAAUAACAAAAUGAGAUCUGUGAGAUUCUACCCAGUGAGUGUGAUCGUCGACGAAGACUGUCAACCCUGCGGACACAAAUCGCUGUACGGAGAAGAAUCAAAUCUACCGACAAUCAACUUUGUCAAAAAUCCUAUUACCGAAGAGUUUAAAUUACAUUCAACUGAGAAAACCCGUCGCAUUGAAGAAGCUGCAAGGGAGUUGUUGAGGAAUUACCAGAAAAAAGUGGAAUGCGAGUUCGAUUUGAUCAAGAGCAAUGUUAAAGGGAACAACGAUAUAAACAUGAACUACGACGACGAUGAAGAUGACGAUGCCGCCAGCCAUACCAGCUCCGAUCUUUUCGAGCUCGAGAACCUUUCUGCAAUCGGAAUGGAAAAAUAUCGAGAUGAAUUGCCGGUAUACGAAACAACUCAUUUGGAUACGAAUAUAGCCAUAGGUAAAGGCUUCUUCAUGUAA